Molecule: messenger RNA, 7322 nt
Organism: Eriocheir sinensis (Chinese mitten crab)
Lineage: Eukaryota; Metazoa; Arthropoda; Malacostraca; Decapoda; Varunidae
Product: activin receptor type-1-like
Exons: 12
Coding region: 23-1846 (607 amino acids)
Biological process (GO): BMP signaling pathway; cellular response to growth factor stimulus; dorsal/ventral pattern formation
Cellular component (GO): BMP receptor complex; plasma membrane
Molecular function (GO): transforming growth factor beta receptor activity, type I; ATP binding; SMAD binding
Source: RefSeq, a predicted model, not a curated record
CUUGAGUAGGCAGUUUCGAGUGAUGGCGACCUUCCUCCGCCUGGCUGUGAUCCUCCUCACAACAACUUCAGUCUUUUCUCGCGUCCCACAGGACAAUGUUGAUAAUGAAGAUCAAACCUGGAGAGGAGGAGGAAAGGAAGGAGAAGGAGGAGGAGGAACAGAGACAACGCGCUCAGUGAUCCCAGAUGGUCGUGAACCUCCACCGCCUGUGAGUGGGAAGUUUGGUGCAGGUGUCAGUGAGGGUGGUGUUGAGAACCCCUUCCAACUAAACCUGCUGGAGGUGCUGCAGAACAUGUCCUCCCAGCAGCAGGGCCCCUCCCCCUCCAGCACCACCACCCUGCCCCCUGACUACUACUCUGGCCUGCCCACUGUGUCCUGCUACAAGUGCUACCAACCCAACUGCGACAGCCUCACCACCUGCCACAAUGCUCUGAAGUGCUGGCAGGCUCAAUACAUGACGGACAAUGGACAGCUGGUGAACGCACGCGGCUGCCUCUCCAAGCCGGACCACGUGCCCAUGCAGUGUAACAUUAAGACAAACCCAGAGAGGCCGCUCAUCAUGGACUGCUGCAAUACGGACAUGUGCAACAAUGGCACGCUGCCCCCCCUGCCCUCCUUUGCCAAAGAUGGUGCCGGCGGUGAGUCCCAGCUGCUCCGAGUGUUCCUAUGGCACGUGUUACCCAUCCUGGGCGUGGUGGUGGUGGCGGUGGUAGUGGUGGUGGUGCUUCGUCGUGCCCACCAGCGCCGCAUGAGGGAGUACGCCGCCGCUGCCGCCUCCGCCCUGCCGCUACACCACAACCUCUACCGGGAUGACCUCAGAGCCACGGCCGCUGGGGACUCUACUCUGAGGGAGAUCUUCAACGACUCCAUCACCUCAGGCAGCGGGUCGGGUCUUCCUCUGCUCAUCCAGCGCACACUCGCCAAGCAGAUCUGGCUGGCAGAGGUGAUUGGCAAGGGGCGGUAUGGCGAGGUGUGGUGCGGGGUGUGGCAGGGAGAGAAGGUGGCUGUCAAGAUAUUUUUCUCCCGUGAUGAGGCGUCCUGGGCCAGGGAUACAGAAAUAUACAGCACGGUUCUUCUACGCCACGAGAACAUCCUUGGCUUCUACGGCUCGGACAUGACGUCGAGAGGGUCAUGCACACAGCUCUGGCUCGUCACACACUACCACCCGCGCGGCUCCCUGCACGACUACCUCACCACCCACACCCUCGACCACACGGGCCUCAUCACUGUCGCCCUCUCCACCAUCAACGGCCUCCUCCACCUCCACACUGAGAUAUUCGGUAGUCAGGGGAAGCCAGCCAUUGCCCACCGAGAUAUAAAGUCCAAGAAUAUAUUGGUGAAGUCACACUCAGGCGCCUGUGUGAUCGCUGACUUCGGCCUGGCGGUGAUGCACACUCAGACCACCGGCGAGAUCAACAUAAGCAACAACCCGCGUGUCGGCACCAAGCGAUACAUGAGCCCUGAGGUCCUCAAUGAGUCGAUCAACAUGAGCGUCUUCGAGUCAUUCCGCAAGGUUGACAUCUACGCGUUGGGACUCGUGCUGUGGGAGGUGUGUCGUCGCUACGUGUCGAACGGCCUCGUCGAUGAGUACCGUGUCCCCUUCCAUGACCAGGUUCCGUCCGACCCCAGCUUUGAUGACAUGAAGAAGGUGGUGUGUGUGGACCAGCAGAGACCCAUGAUUCCCAACCGAUGGACCUCCGACCCGGUAUUGGCGGGGAUGUCUAAGAUCAUCCGUGAGUGUUGGCACCAGAACCCCAAUGUGAGGCUGACGGCUCUCAGGGUCAAGAAGUCCCUCAUGAAGCUUGCGCAGGAGGACACAAAGAACAAGGUGGACAUCGACUACUGAAGGGGACGAGGAGGCUAUUUAUAUCCUGAAGCUUUCCCAGGAGGCACAUCAGUCGGUAUGUGUGGGGGUUUUAUGUGGUGGGACGUGGCUGUGUGUUUCCCUCCCCGUUGAGUGGUUAUCUUUGUGGCUGCAGUGGAAUGCCAAGAGGAGCUGUGAGAUGAGGAAUGUGAGGGGGUUGUAAUGUUGUGGUAUGUGGCUGGGUUCACAUGGAGAGAUGGGGUGUCCAGUGAGGAGGUGGCAAGAUGUGGAUUGUGAGCGGAUUACAGUGAUGAGAGUAAGGAGAGUGAGGUGGUUUGGGCAUGUGAAGAAAAGAGAGGAUGGUGAGGCAUAGAAGAGAGCUGUUUGGGUGGAAGUACCAGGUUGUCACUCACCCUACAGGCCAAGGAAGACAUGGAGGCGGUGUGCUGAAGAGGAUUUGGCAGCACUAGACUUUGGAUAGGCUCAGGCAUUGGACAGACAUAGUUGGUAGUGUAUCAUCUGCUGUAUGGGAAAAUGUGAUGUUAAACAGAAGAUGAUGAUGAUGAUGUGAUGGUAAAUGGGAUCUCUAUAUUGAGGAAUUGAGGAGAGUAGAAGUUUUUGCUACAUCUUAAGAUCUUUGUUGGGUUUCAAAAGCACUCAAAGGUCUAGUGUGAGAAGGGGAUGUGAUGGGGUUGUAAUUCUUUCCUGUAUGUGUGAGGUUUUCCAUGUGAAGCUGAAGUGAUGGGGGCACGGACAGAAAAUGAUAUGUACGUUUGUAAGCCUUUGUAGAGCUAUCGUGUGUGUGUGAAAAUGAAACCGAGAGAGACCAGUAGUAAGGCAAGAACAGAUAGCGAUAUUAAUGUAACCCUUCAUAAAGCUAUCAUGUGUCGCCUUAAGAUUGAGUGGGAUUUGAACGUGCUCUUUAAGGGGCAAGACCAAGCAACAGAAGGGAAUGUCCAUGAAGCGACAAGUUAGGGUGGGAUGGGAGACAUGCCGUGCUGUUUAUGUUUAAGGUUCAGAGAUGUAUAGGUAUGAGUAUAUAAUGCCUAUGUGUAUUCUUGGCUUGUGUUGAACUUGAAGUAAUGCAAAGAGGAAGGCAAGCACAGAGUGGAUAUUUAAGUAUGGAUGGACAGAAAUGGAGAUAAUGGAUUGUCAUGGGACUGGAGUGCUUGUCCUUAUAUACUCACAGUUUCCUUGACAUUUGGGUGCAUGGUGGUGAAACGUGUUGGGAUUUGUAGGGUUUUGUAUAUGUGUAUAAGAUUAGUAUUUUCAUAAGAGGAGGAGGUUGUGAAAGAGAUGGAAUAGAAUGAAAUAGUGAAGAUAUGGGAGAGUAGAAGGUGAGAAGGAGAAAUAGUCAGGUAUAAGAUAAUUUUGAAAGAAGGAGGAGGAGGAGAUGAUGGAAAAGGUGGAAUAGAUUGAGAUAGUGAAGAUAUGGAAGAGUAGAAGGCGAGAAGGAGAAAUAGAGUGAGGUAUAAGAGGAUUUUGAAGAGGAGGAGGAGGAGGAGGAGGAGAUGAUAGAAAAGGUGGAAUUGAAUGAGGUAGAUGAGGAUUUUGAGAAGAGAGAGGAGGAGGAAAUAGUGAAAGGAAGGACGAAAGUGAGAGAUAUGUGGAUUUAGAAGUGGAGGAGGUGGUAGAAAGGAGGAAUAGAGCAAGGUAUAUGAAGAUUUUGAAGAGGAGAAGUAGGAGGAUGUGAUGAAGAUAAUGAAAUAGAUUGAGGCAGAUGAAGAUUUUGAAAAGGAGGAGGGGAAGAAAUUGGCAAAAGGAAAGAAUAUAGUGAGAUUUAUGAGGAUUCUGAUGAAGAGAAGGAGGAGGAGGAAGAGGAGAAGGUGAUGUAAAAAGAUUGAUAGGUUAGGUAAAUAAGGAUCAUGAAGAGGAAGAAAACAUGAAAGAGGAAGAGAUGCAAUUGUGUUUUGGGUUCUGCUGGAGAUAAGUAUAUUCGCACAACAAUAGUCUGAUCACCAAACACUUAAAAUAAUUUCCUAAGGCCCCGUUCACACUGUGCUGACUCUGGGCCGCGACAACCCAGCGACUAUUAAGCCCCCUUCACACUGUGCCGACUCAGCAUCCGGCGAUUGUUUCUUGACCUCUUUUCGACCAUAUGCGACCCUUUCACAUCAACAUUUCAAACCCAAGACCUCGUAUACCCCGAGUUGCCGGGUUGUCGUGGCCCAGAGUCGACACAGUGUGAACGGGGCUUAAGGCUGUUUUGUUCACUGUCAGAUGACCCUGGUAACAAUGCACAAAGAGUUUACGAUUUAUUUUUCUAUAUCUUUUGAGGCAUUCGGUGUCGUACGCAUAGAUUCACAUUAUUAUUCAUUAUGUCCUUUAAAUCUAACUUACCACUAAUGAUAACAAUAACAGUAAUAAUAACAAAUAACAUAAUAACAACCAUAACAUUAUUAACAACGUGAAUUAACUAUAACAAUGAUGCCCUGUGUUAGAGUAAAAUUUAUUCAGUAUUUCUUGACUGUAGUUUUAUGUUUAGGAAGUGAGUGAAGACAUGAAUCAUCACUCCAUUUGCUUGCUACAUGAAUGAGUAUGAUGAGGUGGGUUCAGGAAGAGGAGGAGGAGGACAAGAAUGAAGAGAGAGAAGAGAUGGAGGAGGACAAGGAUGAGAAUGAGGAGAAGGAAGAGGAGGAAGACAAGAAUGAAGAGAGGGAAGAGAUGGAGGAGGACAAGAAUGAGAAUGAGAAGGAAGAGGAGGAAGAUGAGAAUGAGAAGAAGCAAAAGAAAGAGGAGGAUGAGAAGGAAAAGGAGGAGUAGACAUAAGAUGAGGAAGGCAAGGCAGACCAAGACAGCCCACAGAUAGGAAGGAGGUGACAGAGUGAGAUGCGACAGAGAAGGAGACGAUGAAGGAAACACAGGUGGUGCAUGACAUGAGGACAGUGAUUAAGGACCAAGGAGAGGCUGGUCAUAGCUUUAGGGGACUUAGAGUGAGACAGGGCAAGGAAGGGUCCAAGAAAAGAAAAAAAAAAAAGUGAAGUCGAGGAGGGAGAAACGAAAGGUUGAAAAAAGUGAGGCAGAGAGAAAGAAGGGAGAUCGGAGAGUCAAAGAGAUGGUUCAGUAGUCAGGUUGCAUUGAGAGGAAGCAGUCGCAGUAUUGGAGACCAGGGCAUCAGAAUCGAGGCUGACGCUAAGUAGAGUAACACCGAAGCUUUCUCACCAUUACUGUUAUCGUGGCGUUUAUUAAUUUUUGAAUGCCGUUAGUGAUUGACUGGCGGCUUUAAACUUCUUCAACAAAUAAGGCGAUUCAUGACUUUUUACGAGAAGAGCAACAGUUACUUAAUUUUGCAAACGCUGGGGAAUGUUGCGUAUGUCUGUAUGGUUGACUGGUUGAUUGAUGGGUUGAUUGGCUGACUCAUUGAUUGGUUAGUUGGUUGAUAGGUUGAGAGGUUGACUUGUUGGUUGAUGGGUUGAUUGGCUGACUUAUUGACUGGUUGGUUGAAUGGUUGAAAGGGUGACUGGUUGGUUGAUGGGUUAAUUGGCUGACUCAUUGACUGGUUGGUUGGUUGAUCAGUUGAAAGGGUGACUGGUUGGUUGAUGGGUUAAUUGGCUGACUCAUUGAUUGGUUGGUUGGUUGAUUGGUUGAUUCAUGGGUUAAUUGACUGACUCAUUGACUGGUUGGUUGAUUGGUUGAAAGGGUGACUGGUUGGUUGAUGGGUUAAUUGGCUGACUCAUUGACUGGAUGGUUGGUUGAUCAGUUGAAAGGGUGACUGGUUGGUCGAUAGGUUGAUUGGCUAACUCAUUGACUGGUUAGUUGGUUGAUAGGUUGAGAGGGUGACUGGUUAGUUGAUGGGUUGACUGGAUGGUUGGUUGAUCGGUUGAAAGGGUGACUGGUUGGUUGGUGUUGUGUUCUAAUCCUCACUUGACAAGCCUCAGUGAGUGUGAUAGCCAAGUGGUGCCAUAAGUACUAGUAGUAACAUACAAUCAAUGACUCUGUGCUGUGGAGGCCUCUGUAUAAAGUAAGCUAAGUCUCCCUACCUUCCUCCUGUCUUCUCCGUCUCGGCGAUAUGCUUCUUUCUUCUUCUGCUUCCGUCGUCUUUGGUUUUAUUAAGUACCGAUGUGUGUGAUCUCGUGUGAUAUAUAUUCUGGAAGUUACUCGUAGUUAGAGCUAUUUUUUGUUGUUUUCUGUAUAUAGGUUUCCUUAUAUGUGUUGCAGUGAUACAUAUAUUAAUAGAACAUGUCCUUUUUUUCUUUACUUUUUAAUUUUCUUGAUGUUGUAUUGAUGCAUAUAAUACGACACCUUGUUUUCUUGUGUAUUUUCUUUAUAUUUCUUUAUGUUGAGAAAUAUAAUACACUUCAGUUUUUGUAAUGUAUUUCUUAGCAUUGCUGUAACACAUGUAAUACAACUUUUUUUUUUACAUUGCAGUGAUGAUACAUAUGAUGCAACACUUUUUUUUUUUUUUCAUUUAAUAUCUUCAGUGAUAUGAUACGACACAUCAUUAUUCUUGUUGUUGUUGUUUUUUUACAUUGCAGUGAUGAUACAUUUGAUACAGCACAUUUAUUUUACAUUUAACAUUUUCAGUGAUACAAUACAAUACAUCAUUACUCUUGUUUGUAUUUUUUUUUUUUUUUUUUUUGACAUUGAAGUGAUGAUACAUUUGAUACAACACAUUUAUAUUAUAUUUAACAUCUUCAGUGAUACAAUACAACACAGCAUUAUUCUUGUUUACAUUUUCUUAACAUUGCAGUGAUCCAUAAAAUACAGCACUUUUUACAUUCUACAUUUUCAGUGACAAUACAACACAUUAUUUUAUUACAUUUUCUCUUUCGCAGUGAUACAUAUAAUACAACCCGUCAUUUCUCGAAGCCUGUCCUCAGUGGUUGUUAGGUCGUCUGAACCGCCGGAGUUUUGGUUGUGGGCACAAGUGGCAGCUACAGUUGUUAUAAGCUAAGGAAGGACAGUCACCAUGAUCCACUUGUAUACAGAUAUUGCUUCUUUUUCUUUCUCUCUCAUGCCUGAUUUUUUUUAGUCUCGUAUCAGUCUCCAUCAACAGUAAUGUGGCUGAUUUGUCUUAUUUUGACCUGUUUUUCGGGGUGUGGUUAGUUGGCUUUGUUGAUUUUUUAUGUCAUCUUUUACGACUGAUGGUGUUGGUGGAAAUAUAUAUAGACAGCCCAAAAUUCCGUCAGUUAGUUUUGUAUGGCAGAAAUAUAACAACACCUAUAUAUAGACGAUAGUUAAAACACCUCUUAUGUGAUGUAACUAUACUUAUGCUGCGGUCCUAAGGUCGGCAGUGACUAUAUAUAUAGACGAUUCAUUUUGGGGGAGCUACUCUUCAAAUACUGCCGCCGUCGAAGGGUUAGUAAUGUCGACUGAACUCUGAAAAUCCAACCCUUCUAACUAACUCCGUCCCAAACAUUGAAUGAAAAAGCCAAACUAGCCACACGACUCAAAAAAUGCUAAUAUACGACAUUUAAAAAAUCAGGUGUAUUUUAUUUUUGUUCAUUCUGUGUAACGGCAUGACAAGCAGGAAUUAGCAGGGUUCCGUUAGGCAGUGUUAUUAAAGAUUUUAUUACUG